Colletotrichum godetiae is the source of this 464-nucleotide messenger RNA. RefSeq lists its product as uncharacterized. NCBI's taxonomy places the organism in Eukaryota, Fungi, Ascomycota, Sordariomycetes, Glomerellales, Glomerellaceae. The coding region runs from base 99 to 314 and encodes 71 amino acids. The transcript has a single exon. The record is from RefSeq and is a predicted model, not a curated record.
CGCUGUCUCGUCCUGCUGAGCCGUUUCGUUCACGAUGUGGCGUGUACUCAGUUCGGUGGUAUGUCUGCCGCGUGAUAAUGAAGGCUCGGUGAGCUGAGAUGUGGCUCAUGAUCUCCGGAAUGGGGUAUGGGGGGCCGUCGUUGCUAUGCGUCUGUUUUCUAUGCAAUUGCCAUGCGCUCCGGUUUGAUAACAGUUGCACAUACUCUAUACCCACGGCGGAUCUGGAUGCGCAGCAACGCAGUGCAAAAACACAGCCAUUCUUCGGCUACGGCCGAGAAGCGCCGAGGAUAGCCAAAAGAAUGGGAAGAUGUUGAUGACUCGGUCAACAAACGCUCUGGCAGUCAGUCCUCCUGCAGCUGGUAAACGGCUAUUUGGUGCGUGCCGUACGGGUAGCACCGAAGUGAUCCGUUUGGCCUGGGGCGCAUAUCCGGUACGUCGUAGAGAUACCCAUUUUUGAUAACCCG